Messenger RNA from Cuscuta europaea, 2146 nucleotides. The record is from the annotation of a GenBank genome assembly. NCBI's taxonomy places the organism in Eukaryota, Viridiplantae, Streptophyta, Magnoliopsida, Solanales, Convolvulaceae.
UGCGAUCAUAUCUUGCUCUAUUUUGUGCCGUUGAAAGAGUUUAAUAUCUCGUUUGAAAGAACUUACCGAGUUCUCUUUUUUUUUUUUUUUUUGGAUAAAAUGUAAAUGUAUAUAUCCAGAAAAGUAGCAUUAUAAAAUGCAUCAAAAAGUCAAAAAUAUCUAUCUAAGCUAGUCUAAACUAAGCAAAAAUAGCAUCUAACCAUUCACCCCCACCAUACGGCAGGGGUAGGGAGAGAAAUAUUUUCCAAGCUGGCACAGGACAAUCCCCCGACUCAGCAUCAAAACAAAGUCCAAAAAAAAUCAAAGUAACAAACUGGAAUGAUCUCUAUAGCCCAGCCCACCAAUCAGCAUAGAGACAGCUAAUUAAAGCCAGCCAGCAGCCCUCAGCAGUCCAGAGAGCUCAUCCCAGCAGCGGAUCCAGGCCCAAGGUGCAGCCCCUUCCCAGCCCAAUUCCAGCCCAGAGUCCCAACGCAGGCUAGGUUAAGGCAUCGUUAACUUUCAGCGCCGCAUAGGAGCGGCAUCUUCGAGGAGCUACAGUACCCGACAAGACAGAAGUCGCUGGCAAUCGCAGGCUUGUCGAGGCAUGCCGUUGACUGUGCCGUUCAAACCUCCGGCGAAGCUCCGGCCGGUAACUCUGCACCCUAUUCAAAAGCAUUCCCAUCGCCACGCUUGCAGUAGCACAAAUCAGAAAAGUAACCACCCUCCACCCCCACGAGGCUCCGGCAACAAACCCGGCGGCAAUGGCGGAGGGCAAAUAAGACCCAGCCGGAAAGAAAGCCAAACCGGAGCUCCCCUCUCACCCCAAACCCCCGUUGGACCCCGGCGACCCCCAACGGCAAUGGUAGAAGGCGACAGAGGCGGUAAGACAGUAGCCGGAAAACCCCCUUCUCUAUCCGCCCUUCACCCCGCCAAGUUCCGGCGACCCUAGAGCAGUCCGAUCAGAAAGAGAAAGAGGCAAAAGUGACCAAGCCGGACAAGUAAACAGAACAGAACCAUUUCCCGUAGCCGUCGGACAUCCGGUACCCAUUAACCUCCGGCGAGUCAUCUCUACGCCCCACCGGGCCCUCUGUGAAUCCCUGGACCCCUUAAGCAGUAUCGGGCAUUACCAGGGAGCAUGGCCAGCACCUGUAGAACCCCUCUACAACCUCUCCUACACCGAUGCUUAGCCACGAACGGCCAUCAACUGCGAACAUCGGAAGCUUUCGCCAAGGAGGAGUGCUGGUCAGCAGGAGAUGGGACGAUGGCCGGCCGUGAGAGCUCCAUUAACGGACUGACCCAGAGUUCGGACAGCUUCAAUUCACCAUAGCUACUCACCUGUGGGUAUACCCGGGAAGACCCGAAUCUAGGCUUCCGCCACGGCUAGCCUGAGGAGGAAGACCAACCCAUCCCACAGACGGCGAAGAAAGCCAAACAAACAGUGGUCAAAAUCGGAGGACCAACCGUCUGAACUUGGCCAGUCCAAACUAUGAAAAUGAAAGAGAGAAGACCCUAAGGAUGCGAGAGACAGAGCUUACUUGAAGUUAAUGGGUCCAAUUUCCGGCGAACCACUGCCUUCAGCGAACUUCCCAGCAGCGAACAUUAUCCAGAUCCAGUGAAUCUGAGCCCAAGACCAAUUUCCAAACACCAAACAAAUCAAGAACAUCCCACCUAGGUGGGAUAUUUUCCAAAAAUUCGUAAUGAACAUCAAGAAACCCAGCCCACCGGAGCCAGGAGGGCUCCGGCGGCGGCGACCACCGUGAGUGGCGGCGCCGAGAGGAGGGGGAAGAGAGAGCAACCUAGGAUCGAAAUUCUAGUGAGAGACGCUCUCAACUCUCUCUUUUUCGUUGCAUCGUAGCAUGAUGCAACUUACCGAGUUCUCAAACUUGUUUUCAGGCGCUGGUUUCAAAAUAUCAAGGAUGAUUGCCUAAUUACUAAAAUACAUUGUAUUUACGCUAAAGGUGCUCUAUUUUCGCUGAAAACGCUAAAUCAUAGGGAUAAGGCUAAGUAUUUGUGACACUCAUAUAUUGAUGUGUGUUUACCCGUUUGGACCGUAUUAUAUCUCGUUGGAAAGAUAGAUCGGAGCUCUAAAGUUAUUGUUCCAACUUUAUUUACAAUGCAUUAAUUAAAAGUUACAGAUUAACGAUAUAUUCACAAAUGUUUAUGAUCU